Zingiber officinale is the source of this 2825-nucleotide messenger RNA. RefSeq names its product peptidyl-prolyl cis-trans isomerase FKBP42-like. Gene Ontology annotation, molecular function: protein binding; peptidyl-prolyl cis-trans isomerase activity. The transcript has 5 exons. The record is from RefSeq and is a predicted model, not a curated record. The coding region runs from base 1902 to 2678 and encodes 258 amino acids. NCBI's taxonomy places the organism in Eukaryota, Viridiplantae, Streptophyta, Magnoliopsida, Zingiberales, Zingiberaceae.
GGUAUAAAAGGAUCCAUAUAGCCGACCCUACCUAAUGGGAUAAGGCUUGAUUGUUGUUUAUUAAACAUAAGCAAUUUUCAAAAAAGAGAAAAUGUGAUUAUAGUGAGAUUAUGUAAAUCAACAGGAAUGAGGUUCAAUUAGGUGGCGGAGUGGUAGAGUGAUUGAACUUUUUGUUUCCUCCUGUUUUGCAAUUCACAUACCACUCAAAUUUUUGUGAGCGCCCCUCCACUUACAAAAUGAUUUUUUACCAAAUAAUUGCUAUUUCUUUUCCCCCCUCUUAUUCAAUCAAGUGGACUAGGUACUAGAUUUAUAGUAACCAUAGUAUUUUUAGGAUUUGCUAGAGGAUUUGAGUCUUUUGAAUCUAUAGGGUGCUUGUUCGUGGUGGCUACUUGAUGCUAGGUGCUUCAUCUACAGUGGGAUAACAGUUGAGGUGUUUCCUAUGUUGGUGGAGAGCUGGUCUUAGAGAGGAUCUCCUUUCAUGGGAUGUGAGCGAAGAGAUCUUUCUCUCUUGCAUGGGUGGGGAUGGUGGAGGUUACUGAAACAAUAGCCUAGAGUGGGUUGGAGAAAUAGCGGGCUUCAAUGGAUAGUAAGGGUGUGUUGUUGGCACCAUUAAUGUAGGAGAAGGGUUUUACUCUCUCUCCAUCUCGAUUUUCAGCAUCGAUCGACAGUGGUGGCAAAGGCUACCACCAUAUGAGGAGGCUUGGGCAAGGGUGGAUGGGGUACUUGCCUACUUAAGUGAAAGAAAUGAGCUGGAAAUAAUGAAGUAGGGUUGCCAACGUCUUCAAUGAAGGCAUUGACAUCGGUUAAAGGGUUUUAGUGCAAAUGAUGCAGGAGGUGGGCGAUGGUGAUGGGAUUGAUGAAGAUCUAGGUAGUGAAGUUGGAAGAAGACCCUAAAAUGGUUGAAGAGGUUUACUUGGGUUGAAGAAAGUCUAACAAGGAGGUGCAGCGAUGUUAGUCUCUACGAUGGUGGUCGAAGGUGAUUUCGUCAUUGAUAAAGGGUUGAUAUCAAGGAGAAAGAGGUCUUGAUGGUGGAUGUGGGUCGAAGAAGAUCAUGAGUCAUUUGCAUAUGCUAUAGCAAUAAGGGGUGACAUGAAUGUAACAAGAAGGGAGAAAAGAAGAGGUCCUUCAUUUUGAUGGUGACUUAGGUUUUGAGGGAGGAGUGGAUCGGCAAGAGGGGAUUCAUAGAUGGAGUACUUACUAGGUUCAACUCUGAUAUCACUUAUUAAUGUAGUAUCUGAAUAGGCGAUCUCACACGGAGAAAGAAACUAGAGUAUUUAAAAUUCCAUUAAUUCAAAACUUCCUAUGUGAUUCAAAUGUGAAAGUUUCUAAUUAUAUUGUCCACAGUGCUCAGGUGCUAUUAUAGAGCACAAAUUGAGUUAUGAUGUCAUAGUUGGACUGUAAAAGUUUUGCUAUCAGUACUAACAGUUAAACCAAAUCAGCAUAAGAAUUUAGUGAUAUUUCAUUCAUUUUUUAGUCUCUGGCUUGCUGUUAGGAAAGUACAGUUUGCAGAACUAUUUGGUGAAACUAAUAUCAGACUUUUUAAAAAUAAUUUUAUUAAGUUGCGUUUAUGUGGUUCCAGCAGACAAUAAGACUGAAUCUUCGUUAGUAGCCUUUAUGUAAUUCCAGCAGACAAUAAGAGAGUAUCAUUUAUGUACAUGUUAUCCCUUGCUUCGCAAUAUAAUAUCCUUCUGAAAUUAAGCCUUAUUUGUGACAGAAUUAUGUUAUCAUUUCUAGUUUUAUCGCAAUUACCUCUUUAUUUAUAUGGUUAGUGACUUCUGAAGCCUUAUUCUUACUCUGCAGUUCACUAUAAGGCAUGGGCUAAAGGCACUUCACACAAGUUUGAAGAUACACGACAAGAGCAGAGACCUACAGAAAUCAUAUUGGGAAAAGAAAAGAAAGAAAUGGCUGGUUUGGCCAUUGGUAUUGCUAGCAUGAGGAGCGGGGAGCAGGCACUCUUGCAUGUGGGUUGGGAACUAGGCUACGGCAAAGAAGGAAGCUUUUCAUUCCCAAAUGUACCACCUAUGGCAGACCUUAUCUAUGAAGUUGAACUCAUUGGCUUUGAUGAAGCAAAAGAAGGAAAAGCCCGAAGCGACAUGACAGUUGAAGAGAGGAUAGCAGCUGCUGAAAGAAGGAAGGUGGAAGGGAAUGAUUACUUCAAGGAAGAAAAGCUCGAGGAAGCCAUGCAACAAUACGAAAUGGCAAUAGCUUAUAUGGGUGAUGAUUUCAUGUUCCAACUGUUUGGAAAGUAUAGGGACAUGGCCUUGGCUGUGAAGAAUCCAUGUCAUCUCAACAUGGCAGCAUGCCUCAUCAAACUUAAACGUUACGAGGAAGCUAUUGGUCAAUGCACUAUUGUAUUAUCAGAAGAUGAGAACAAUGUCAAAGCUCUUUUUAGACGAGGAAAGGCGAGAUCAGAACUCGGUCAGAUUGAUGCAGCCAAGGAGGACUUGGAGAAGGCAAGGAAACAUGCCCCCCAAGAUAAGGCAAUUGUCCAAGAGCUUCGCUUGCUAGCUGAACAUGACAAAGCUAUUUAUCAGAAGCAGAAAGAGAUCUACAGAGGGAUCUUUGGGCCGAGAGCUGAACCUAAACCAGAGAGCUCAAAUCGGCUUGUCUUAUUUUGGCGAUGGCUUGUUGCUCUUAUUUGUAGCCUACUCAAGUUCAAGAGGCACAAGAAAGAGUAGAAAUUGUUCAGCACCGUUAAUGGGACCGUUCCAAUGUACUCCUGAUUAACGGUUUCACGCAUGCAUUAAACAAGAACUAUGCCGAAAACAUUAUUCGAUGAUCCAAGCAUUGCUUUUUAAUUAAGAUAAUAAACUUGAUUUUUGUUU